UGUUCAACAGUCAAAACUGAGUUCGACAUUAAUGGGCCAUGGGAAAUUCAACAUAGAUAACAAUAUGCUCCAUGUUGGUUAUAAAACUGGAACUCGAACAGCAAGAUUGUGACGAACUAUACAGUCGACAAAACAUGGCGUCAAAUCCGCUAAUUCUGAUAUUUGUGACCAUAUUCCUGACAGUCUAUGCUCUUCCUACAGCAUUUGCCAAUGGUGGACAAGGUUGCUAUGCGCCACCGAUGGUCUACGGAUCAGAAUGCAGGGACGAAUCAUUCCUAUCUAGUGGUCCAGGACUCGACGUUCAAUAUACGAUCAACGUAAAGGAAAACACACAGCUAUGCUGCAAAGCCUUGUCAUGCAGACAUAGUUGCAGUUUUGUCGAUAUCGGAUGUGGUAGCGGGAGUUGGCAUUCCACCACUUUACCUUGGGGUUAUAGCCCUUCUUUCGUGCGGGUUAAAUGUAAAGGUAACCCGUUGGGAUCUUCCUUUACAUUUGGGUACCAAUAACUUCAUAACGAUAAGAUAAAGUGACCUAUUUGACUUCUCUUGAAAACGAUAUGUAGUUGUUACAAAUUUGAUCGUUUUUGUCCUUUAAUUGCUACUGAAUUUGAAAUUAAAGCAUCUAAAAGAAAUAUGAA
This is a messenger RNA of Mercenaria mercenaria, 637 nucleotides long. RefSeq lists its product as uncharacterized. The transcript is spliced from 3 exons. The record is from RefSeq and is a predicted model, not a curated record. The coding region runs from base 72 to 506 and encodes 144 amino acids. NCBI's taxonomy places the organism in Eukaryota, Metazoa, Mollusca, Bivalvia, Venerida, Veneridae.